This is a messenger RNA of Panonychus citri (citrus red mite), 999 nucleotides long. Its product is annotated as Kv channel-interacting protein 2-like. The transcript has 7 exons. Bases 179 to 796 code for a protein of 205 amino acids. Gene Ontology annotation, molecular function: calcium ion binding. The record is from RefSeq and is a predicted model, not a curated record. Lineage: Eukaryota; Metazoa; Arthropoda; Arachnida; Trombidiformes; Tetranychidae.
CCUGCAUUUAUUUACGAGGCUCUUGGAAGGAGCGAUCAGUUUACCUUGAUUCUUGUGGCAAAAAGUUCAGCUUCUAUGAGAUUUUACUUUGGAAUUGUUAAUCGUACCAACUCAUAAAAAAACAAUACAACUUCAAGUUCAAAAGUUGUUACAUUAAUUUAUCGAAUCAGUAGUCGAAAUGUUUGAAGGAGCAGUAAAAGACAUUUUACUCGAGGAUGAACUGUUCAUAUUACCACGUUAUAAGCCAGGAGAUAUGACGAAAUUGGCAAGUACAACUCAGUUCUCUAAGCACGAGCUGAGAAAAAUUUACCAAGGAUUCAAACAGGAAUGUCCCAAUGGUGUUUGUAAGGAAGAUUCAUUUAAAAACUUAUUCUCAUCUUUUUUCCCAUUAGGAGAUGGUUCAUUAUAUGCAUCAUGUGUAUUCAAUGCUUGUAAACGUUACCUCAAGAAAAGUUCAAUUAACUUUGAUCAAUUCUUAAGCAUAUUAUCAAUGCUUUCACGAGGUAAUCUUAAUGAUCAAAUUGAAUGGGUUUUCAUGUUAUACGAUGUUAAUGGUGAUCAAGUAAUCACCAAAGAUGAUAUGUUAAUUGUUGUCAAAUCGGUUUACUUUAUGCUUGGUAAUUGUAUCCAACCUCAACUCAGAGAUUCAACAAUAAGGAAUCACGUUGAAAGGGUUUUCUCAGAAAUCGAUAUUCAUAAUCGAGGUUCUAUUACCUAUGAAGACUUUCAUUCCUGGUGUAAAAAGGACAAUCGGAUGCAAUCAUUUGCCAUUUUUGACACAGUAUUUUAUGAAUAAACACCAACAACAAUAAAAGAAUCAGAGGAAAAUGCUCAUGAAUACUAAGAUACUUCCAUUAAUCAUUAACUUAAUUAUUGUUCAAAUAGUUUCAAAAUCAAUCACUUUAAAUUAUCAAUAGAUAAUCAAUUUAAUGUAAUAAUUUUAUUCUUAAAAUUGGAAAAAAUAUAAAAUUAAAAGCUACAUAUUAUCCAACGAUGUAA